Molecule: messenger RNA, 609 nt
Organism: Parascedosporium putredinis
Lineage: Eukaryota; Fungi; Ascomycota; Sordariomycetes; Microascales; Microascaceae
Source: the annotation of a GenBank genome assembly
AUGGCCAACAACGACAAUCAAAUGACGCGGUUUCUUUUUGCCAUUCUUCGGCAAAAGUGCCUCAAAGAUAUUGACUGGAACGAAGUUGCCAAGGAUCCCAUCCUCUCUCAACCCAUCACAAAUGGCCAUGCCGCGCGGAUGAGAUACUCCCGUUUCCGGUCGGCCAUGCUCGGCCUCGAACCCCAGAAGCGAUCCAAGGGUGGCGUGACCAAGAACAAGUCUACCAAGUCUAAAAAGGAUUCCAAGACGAAGUCGGAUGAUACCAUCAAGGUGGAAACCAGCGAUAAUAAAAAGUCCAAGAAGCGGAGCGAUUCAUCGCCUGUGAUCAAGCAAGAGAAACAGGCGCCUACGCCCUUCUCUGUGCAGUUCUCACCCGCCUCCUUGGCAUCCCCGCUGACCGAUGCGUCGCUGAUGACGCCUUGUAGUGAGGAUCUCCUCACUACAAGCCCGAACCUCUUGAUGAGCCCGGCGCAGGAUCUCCUUAGCCAGGGCCCGUUUGCGCUCGGCCACUGCGGCCACGGUGUAGAUCACAUUGGCGAUGGCAGCCAGAGCCAGGAUCCCUGGGCCGAUGCCCCCUAUAUUCAGCGUUUGAUGCCGCUUAUAGCAUGA